This is a messenger RNA of Oppiella nova, 338 nucleotides long. NCBI's taxonomy places the organism in Eukaryota, Metazoa, Arthropoda, Arachnida, Sarcoptiformes, Oppiidae. The record is from the annotation of a GenBank genome assembly.
AUGGUUAACUUACUAUACGACCUGCGGUAUGCAAUGGUUGGUCCCGAGAAAAAGGCGGUUCCCGUUCCGGAAAAUGUGCUCCAAUUAGCCCAAGAAGACAGGUUGGGAACUCUAAAAGUGGCUGAAUUGCAAGCGUUUUGUGAAUCCAAAGGCAUUAUACCCGCGGCCUCUAGAAAGGCUGAGUAUAUUCUAGCCAUUCGUAAGUUCUGUAACUUGUAAUCAUUUGCAAACCAAUGGCACCAAUCCAUGAAAUUCACUAAUUUGUAUAACAGUAUUACUGUAAUGAUUGAGAACAUUAAAAAAUAAAAUCUUUAUUUUUCAAAAUGUAUUUAAAUAAA